UUGAGUCUUGGUUUCACACUUUGCUCUGCCAGCACUUAGUGGAGGUGGGCAUGCCCUGGACCAGACCCCAGGUGGAGCUUCCUGCUGGCGGAGCAGAGGCCAUGGACCAGCACAACAUAGACGACCACCACUUUGAUGGCUCCCUGUUCCCCACCUCCACCCUCAUCCCCGUCACUGUCAUCUGCAUCCUUAUCCUCAUCAUCGGGGUGACGGGCAACACCAUGACAAUUCUCAUCAUCCAGCACUUCAAGGACAUGAAGACCACCACCAACCUGUACCUAUCCAGCAUGGCAUUGUCUGACCUCCUCAUCUUCCUGUGCCUGCCCUUUGACCUGUACCGCCUGUGGAAGUACGUGCCCUGGCUGUUUGGGGACGUGGUGUGCCGCUUCUAUCACUAUAUCUUUGAGGGCUGCACCGUGGCCACCAUCCUUCACAUCACGGCGCUGAGCAUUGAGCGCUACCUGGCCAUCAGCUUCCCCCUCAGGAGCAAAGUGGUGCUGACCAGACGCAGGGUCCAGUAUAUCAUCCUCGCCCUGUGGGUUUUUGCCCUGGUGUCUGCAGCUCCAACGCUCUUCCUGGUUAGCGUGGAGUAUGACAAUGACACAAACCCGGACUACAAUACCGGGCAGUGCAAGCACACCAACUACGCUAUUAGCUCUGGCCAGCUGCACAUCAUGCUUUGGGUGUCCACCACCUACUUUUUCUGCCCGAUGCUCUGCCUCACCUUCCUCUACGGCUCCAUCGGGUAUAAGUUGUGGAAAAGCAAAAAUGACCUGCAAGGCCCCUGUACUUUGGCACGUGAAAGGUCGUACAGGCAAACUGUCAAGAUCCUGGUGGUGGUGGUGCUGGCCUUCAUCAUCUGCUGGCUGCCUUACCACAUUGGCAGGAACCUCUUUGCCCAGGUGGACGACUAUGAAACGGCCAUGCUGAGCCAGAACUUCAACGUAGCGUCCAUGGUGCUGUGCUACCUCAGCGCCUCCAUCAACCCCGUGGUCUACAACCUCAUGUCUCGGAAGUACAGGGCUGCAGCCAAACGCCUCUUCCUGCUGCAUCAGCCGCCCAGACAAGCCCAGCGCGGCCAGAGACAGCUCUGCGUGAACGACCACAUCUCCACUCUGAAUGAAAGCCUGACUGGGGUCUGAGGGCGCACUCUUAAACAGUGUUUUUUUUACAGCCGUGUUUGACUUCAUCACCAAGGGAGAGUUUGCAGGCGUCUUUAAAGUUCAGGAGUUGCAAAAAAAGAGGAAACGCGAUGAAGAUGUGUAGAGGGGAAUGCUUGUUCCAUUUUGUCUUUUAGUGGGGAAAGCAGGGCUGAGAUCUCCACUGCACUUCAAUGCAAAAUCAGAUUUACCACACCUCAGUGGUAUUUUGUUCACAGAGACUGGGUGAACGAUGUCACAUUUAAUUUAUGUUGCCAAGAAAAUGAGAAUUCAGUGGAUUUCAAGCAAUUGCCAUUUUCAUGUUUCAGUGUUACACCUCAUGCAAAAUGAUUUAUCUGUACAUUGUGUGCUGCUUUACGUUGUUUCUUGCUCUGUGUCAGCGCUUACUGAACAUGUGCACCAGUUCAGUUCACAGUUACCAUCAGUCCACAGCACUGAUUAGUACGGGAUCCUUCUUUGUUACAGCAAUGACAGAUGAGGUUCAUCCACAUUUAAAAUGACUGUUCAUUUAUUAUGUUUAAUUGUAGUCUCAGCUACAUUGUGUUGUAAGAUUGAAUUUGU
Messenger RNA from Sander lucioperca (pikeperch), 1721 nucleotides. It is a transcript of the gene mlnr, whose product is annotated as motilin receptor. Gene Ontology annotation, molecular function: G protein-coupled peptide receptor activity. Bases 51 to 1142 code for a protein of 363 amino acids. Gene Ontology annotation, cellular component: plasma membrane. The record is from RefSeq and is a predicted model, not a curated record. Lineage: Eukaryota; Metazoa; Chordata; Actinopteri; Perciformes; Percidae. Gene Ontology annotation, biological process: G protein-coupled receptor signaling pathway. The transcript is spliced from 2 exons.